Molecule: messenger RNA, 4173 nt
Organism: Venustampulla echinocandica
Lineage: Eukaryota; Fungi; Ascomycota; Leotiomycetes; Helotiales; Pleuroascaceae
Product: Cell division control protein-like protein 15
Exons: 13
Coding region: 1-4173 (1390 amino acids)
Biological process (GO): protein phosphorylation
Cellular component (GO): cytoplasm
Molecular function (GO): ATP binding; protein serine/threonine kinase activity
Source: RefSeq, a predicted model, not a curated record
AUGGUCUCCCACACUCCGUCCUCGUCGGACCGCCCAUCGAAUAGCAGAUCAGGAUCUGGUGGGAAUGGCAGGGCGGAGAGGACGCCCGGCACACCGAGGAAGGAUGGUGGAGCUGGGAAGGACAAAGCUGUGCAAGAGCCCGGGCUCAAGGAUUAUCGGCUCGGGGAGUGUCUAGGAAAAGGUGCUUUCGGGUCGGUGUACAAGGCGUUCAACUGGGGCACAGGGGAAGCGGUGGCAGUCAAGCAGAUUAAGCUUGGAGAUCUGCCAAAAAGCGAAUUGCGGAUGAUCGAGGCCGAAAUUGACCUGCUGAAGAACCUAAACCACGAUAAUAUAGUCAAAUAUCUUGGGUAUUGCGAAAACGGUUCCUUACAUUCAAUAUGCAAGAGCUAUGGCAAGUUUCCCGAAAACCUCGUCGGUGUUUAUAUGGGCCAGAUAUUGCUCGGACUCCAAUAUCUCCACGACCAAGGUGUCAUCCACCGCGAUAUCAAAGGGGCGAAUAUCCUCACAACGAAGGAUGGAAAGGUCAAACUCGCAGAUUUCGGCGUGUCAACGAGCACACUGGCUGGGGCCGAUAAAGAAGCACAAGUUGUUGGAACUCCUUAUUGGAUGGCUCCGGAAAUCAUACAACUAUCUGGAGCAACUCCUGCAUCUGAUAUCUGGAGUUUAGGUUGCACUGUCAUCGAGUUACUGGAAGGGAAGCCGCCAUAUCAUAAAUUGGCCCCCAUGCCAGCACUCUUUGCCAUCGUCAACGAUGAUCACCCGCCUUUGCCCGAGGGUGUUUCGCCGGCUGCUCGUGAUUUUCUCAUGCAAUGCUUUCAGAAGGACCCCAACCUUAGAGUUUCUGCUCGUAAAUUGCUAAAGCAUGCCUGGAUAGUGGGCUCUCGACGCACCGAUGCUCCCAUUGCAAAGCCACCCACAAAUUUCAGCGAGGCUGUUGAAGAAGUAAAGCAAUGGAACGAGGCGCUGAGGUCACCCACUGGGCCUGGGUCUUUCCGUACUUCGAUAAAAUCAAACAUGACUAGCCCCAUUCCCGCUCGACGGGAUCCUCCUCUACGAAACGUGCACAAUGAUCAGCAAGGAACAGCAUUGAUCACGCCUGCAAAAGGCCCACUUUCAAUAGCUAAACCGAAGCAUUCAGCAGAAGCAUUUCGGUCACCAGAAAGCAUAGGUGAUGACAAUUGGGACGAUGAUUUCACCUCCUCGAUAUCACCUAGUGCCCUUCAUCUUCCUCAGUUUAAGCCUCAUGACAAUUUCGGUGGCCUACUUUCAGCUGAUCGCUUAAAGGCAUUUGCCUCGUUUGACAUGCAAAAUGAGGACAGUGACAAUUGGGACAGCAAUUUCAAAGGAGAUCUUUCAACCCUCAGAGGACCCCACAGGUCUAUAGAGGUGGACACUCAUGAGCUUGAAACUAUUCGUCCUUAUCGGGUCAAGCCCACCGUGGUGACACAAGACAUCAAACCUCCAACUACAAGUAAACAUGGCUCGAGAAAGACAUCAGUUAGCGCUCCGCCUCGGCCAAAAUCCCCUAUCAAGGUUCAAGCGGACGAGAAGCUCGUUCUUCCUAUAAGGCCCGGUGCUAUAUAUCGAGAGCAGUCGGUGGAAGACUAUUCCGAUAUUUUUAUGGAAAAUGACAGCAUCUUUGAUCGCCGACUUAGCAUAAUUAAGGAUGAUGCACUCUCUCCCAAGUUAUUUCAUCCGUCAGAUCUCACAAGCCUACCUCGUUCUGCUCAAUCGCCCGUUACGAAUGUCCACGGAAGCAUGCGGAGGAAGCCCAUCUCUCGUAGGGAAGAUCCAUCUAUGCGGAGAACAAGGUCGUCGGUAGAGAUCCAAAGAUAUGCUGAGGACGAAGAUGACGAAGACUUUUCCGACAUCUUCGGCAAGGAUGAUGCCACUGUAGAAAGAUAUGAGAGCGACCGUGGCUCUGAAGAUGGAGUUGGAGCUCUUAUGCUACAUUCUAAACUAUCUAACAACUCUUGGCUCGGUGAUGAGGAUGACGAAGAUGACCCAUUUGCCUCGUUGGAGCAAGGAUUUGAUGAGAUGGACCUACAAGCCAAUAUAGCUCGAGACAAGCACGCAAGGCUAUGCACUAUGGUUGAGGGCCUAGUAAGCUCUCUGAAGGUGACAGAAGAUCCAGAUACCCUUUCGGAUCUGUCAGAACAGCUUCUUGAUAUUCUCUUUGAGUCCGAAGAUGCAAAAGGUCUCAUCAUCAGCGCCCAUGGGAUGUUACCUAUUCUUGAGAUAUUGGAGCCUUGUACUGUAAAAAGCCGCCAAAGCAUGAUAUUGCGGCUUCUGAAGGUUGUCAAUACUAUCAUCCUCAAUGAUGUUGAGAUUCAGGAGAAUCUGUGCUUCGUCGGUGGGAUUCCAAUUAUUACCAAGUUUGCCGCCAGACAAUACUCGACCGAGAUCCGCCUCGAAGCCGCCGCCUUUGUCCGACAAAUGUAUCAAACGUCAACAUUGACUCUGCAGAUGUUUGUUAGUGCUGGUGGAUUGAAUGUCCUUGUAGAAUUCCUAGAUGAAGAUUAUGAUGAAGCCAAAGAUUUGGUGCUUAUUGGUGUCAACGGAAUCUGGAACGUAUUUGAGCUUCAGGGCCCGACACCAAAGAACGACUUCUGUCGAAUCUUCUCUAGGAGCAAAAUUCUAUCCCCGCUGGCGUUGGUUCUUGAUCGUGUCCUGGAUGAAGAGGAUGAGCUUUCCGAGCUGGUCGAAGGGCGCAUAGUCAACAUAUUUUACCUCUUCUCGCAGGCGGAAAACUAUGUGAAAGAGGUCGUUGCAGACCGUGUUGUGCUCAAACGUGUGCUCAAAGACUUGCGUCGCAUGAGUCCCUCUCACCAAAUUACCAUGUUGAAAUUCAUUAAAAACUUAUCAAUGCUGUCAACCACACUCGAUAGUCUUCACGCAGCCAACGCUAUUGAGCUCUUGAUAGAUCUAUUGAGUUCCAGUAUGAAGAAAGCAUCUGGUUACUUCCGCGAAAUAUCUAAUCAGGUACUGAAUACCAUGUUUAAUUUGUGCCGACUCAGCAAAGCACGGCAGGAAGAUGCCGCGAUCAAUGGCAUCAUUCCACUGCUACUCAAGACCAUGAAGACAGAUCGGCCACCGAAAGAAUUUGCCCUUCCGAUUCUAUGUGACAUGGCACAUUCCGGCAAGCUUGGAAGAAAAUAUCUAUGGCAAAAUAAGGGUUUGCAGUUUUAUGUCUCGCUAUUAGAUGAUCAGUAUUGGCAAGUGACGGCCCUCGACGCCAUAUUUAUAUGGCUCCAAGAAGAGACUGCCAAGGUUGAGAAAUCAUUGCUAGAAGGUGACUUCAUAGAAGCAAUAGUCCAAUGCUUCAAUGCUCCAAGGGCCAGUGCCUUUGACUAUAAUCUUCUCGAGCCAUUGCAAAAGCUUUUAAGGCUAAGCUCGCCGGUGGCGGCAUCGUUAGCGCGGGCUGACCUCUACUCUGGUAUUCUUCAGAAGCUCAAUCACAAGAAAGCCGUGGUACGGCUAAACCUGUUGCGAAUCGUGCGCAGCAUUUGCGAUCUGAGUGAUGAACAAUCUGGCAGCAUACGAGACCACAAGUUGUUUGAAGCGAUCGAACAUCUAGCUGAGAAUGAUUCGGCAGUGCUGGUGCGGAAUAUGGCCAACGAUCUCGUUAGAUCAAGCCUUGAAAAGGAGCGAGAGAGCGGCAGUGGUGGUCGGUCCAGACCAGUUGGGGCUGUGAGACGGAAAAACUCGUUCACACCGCCUUUGUUACAGCACAGUGCAUCGACUCCGAUGACACCAACGCAUGGGAGCCGUAUAUCUCAGUCACCGGCUUUCAUGAACGGUAGUCUCACACCGAGAAGAAUCGCGGCUACUUCUUACAGUAACGGCGAUUCAAUAUUGUACCGACCACGAAGUAGAGACGGCGCGACGCCUCAAAUCCCUCGACGGGUCAGUGGUGAGCAUGCAGCAAAUGGUACUUCAUCCGUGAGCAAAAGUCGCCUCCCAAGAACGUCGAUGCUCCGGUCAUCGCGGGCGUCUCUUGCUGCACCUUUACCUCGAGAUGAGCCCACAUUCCCUAAGAGAGAAAAUGGUGUGAAAUUGCGGGAGCGGACGCGCUCAACAGCUUCAAAUUCGCCUGCUCCAGGAGGCACGGCGCCACAGCUGAACUCGAAACGGAGGGGCAGGGUGCCGAGCGGUGACAUAAAGUGGUCAUGA